Molecule: messenger RNA, 1929 nt
Organism: Suillus clintonianus
Lineage: Eukaryota; Fungi; Basidiomycota; Agaricomycetes; Boletales; Suillaceae
Product: Alpha/Beta hydrolase protein
Exons: 21
Coding region: 1-1929 (642 amino acids)
Biological process (GO): biosynthetic process
Molecular function (GO): acyltransferase activity, transferring groups other than amino-acyl groups
Source: RefSeq, a predicted model, not a curated record
AUGUCUCAGGACCUUGAAAUCCAAUACUACCACCAUGGGCGCUUCCGUGUUGCAGGUGGUGUGCUACCUGAUGCCAUUACUGCAUACCAGACAUUUGGCGACCCAAAGAAUCCGGUUAUCGUGUUUCCUACAUGUUAUGGUGGAAAACUGGACACAAAUGGAUUAUUAGGUCAAAGCUAUAUGGUAGGGGAAGACAAGGUAACCCCAUAUAGCUUGAUCGUUUUGGAUCCGCGUAAGUACUAUGUGGUGACCCUCGCCUUAUUUUCCAAUGGAGAGUCUUCUUCACCUUCUAACACACCUGCGCCAUACAACGGUCCCUACUUCCCUACUAUCUCCUACGAGGACAACGCUUACUAUUGGCCAGUCAUGUAUCCUGACUUUGUUGAAAGGUAUAUUUUUGACCGCUCUUUCAGUAACUUUUCUCUAAUCCUGGUCAAGAUACAUCCCCAUCUCUUCUUAGAAGGUCCUAAAGCCGCUCUUUCGGCUUCAAAAGACUUCCAGAAUGGCCACUACAAGAGCACUCCUCAACAUGGUAUCCGGGCAUUUGGCCGUGCAUACAGCGCAUGGGCGUAUAGCCAGGCGUGGUAUGCCAAGAAAGGUUAUCUCUUUGACGGAAAAUACACAAGCCUAAACGACUUCUUAAGAGAGGACUGGGAAGGAGGUUUCCUAGAAGGGUGGGACGCCAACGAUUUAUUGACACUCUUGAACACAUGGCAGAUGGGGGAUGUUUCUCUCAUACGCGACGGAGGUUACUUUGCGAACUGCCUAGGAGCGAUCAAGGCCAGAGGUCUGAUCAUGCCUUGCAAGAAAGACCUGUACUUCCCUCCGGAGGACUGUCAGAAUGAGAUGAAAUUCUUGAACAACGCAAAACUCGUCAUUAUCGAUUCGGAGUGGGGCCAUAUGUCCGGGGGAGGAUCAAACGUACAGGAUGAUGAGUUCAUACAAGCAGAGUAUUAUCAUCAUGGUCGCUUCAAAGUAGCAGGAGGAGUACUCCCUGAUGCCGUAACCGCAUACCGGACAUACGGAGACCCAAGCAAUGACAAAGUGAUUGUUUUCCCGACAUGUUACGGGGCCAAACUCGCCCUUGGGAGUCAAGACUACCUCGUUGGCGAAGGCAAGGUCCUUGACCCAAAUAAAUACUUCGUGGUGACAUUCGCGCUUUUCUGUAAUGGAGAGCCUGCACCUUAUGAUGGCCCGUACUUCCCGUUCGUUUCCUACGAAGAUAACAUUCGCGCUCAGCAUGCCGUUUUGACAAAGCACCUUGGAGUGCGCAAGGCCUUCUGUGUGGUUGGAUUUUCUAUGGGCGGACAACAGGCAUAUCACUGGCCGGUCGUCUUCCCUGACUUUGUAGAGCGGUUUGUUUCUAUAUGCUCGUCUGCUCGCACGAGUCCCCAUAACCAAUGCUUCCUAGAAGGACCGAAGGCAGCGAUGUUAGCAAGCAAAGAUUUUGCCGACGGUCAUUAUCAGAGCACUCCUCAGCAUGGAAUCCGAGCGUUCGGCCGAGUCUACAGCGCAUGGGCCUAUGGGCAAACUUGGUUCCGGGAGUACAAGCACCUGAUGGACGGAGAGUACCCGGACCUGAACUCGUUCAUCAGGGAGCGGUGGGAAGCAGGAUAUGUCAAUAACUGGGAUGCAAACGACAUGAUUGCACUUUUGAACACAUGGCAGAAGGGAGACAUUUCCAUCGUUCGUGAUGGCGGAGACUACGAAAAGGCUCUGAAGAGCAUCAAAGCAAAGGGACUCAUUAUGCCUUCGAAGACGGAUCUUUACUUUCCGCCGGAGGACAGCGAAACCGAAGUGUCUCACCUCAGAAAUGCUAAGUUGCAUGUGAUCCCAUCGAUCUGGGGUCAUGUUGCAGGGGGCAGCGCUAACCCGCAAGAUGUCGCUUUCAUAACAGAGAAGAUCGCGGAAUUUUUGCAAGCGCCUUGA